AAGUCAAAUACAUCUGGCAGGACUUUUAUGCAGAGAAGGGGAGGAAAUCGAUCAUGUCAUGCCCCCGCAUUCAAAACGGUUACAUUUCUAAAAGUUGAUCAGGUUUAUGAUUAAAAUGAUUCUGAUAAAUGAUCUACAGUCAGGAAAGGUAUCUGCUAAUUAAUGAGGCGCAUCGAUGAUAAGGUUGGGACAUAAAGACGGAAGACGAGGAGGUGAUGGGGAAACGAAUUUCUACCAAAACAAAGAAAUGAGGGAACCAAGAACUCAAUAUUUAAUGCGCUGUGGAAUCUAAAUAACUUUUUCUUCUACCAUGAAUAAGAGGUGGAUCCGACGGAGGCUGCCUGUCUUGAUUUUCACCUUCUUCAUCAUUCUAUAUGUGGAUUUCCAUUUACACACUAACAGCCACCCCAAACUCAGCGCGGGCCACCAUCCGUCACCCGGUGCGGUCCACCACACCAUCCAACAGGCGCCCUCCUCGCCCAAGCACGCACAGAUCCCAGCUAGAAACAGCUGCACCAGUGGCAACAGACAGAUUACCGACGGGCACGGAGGAGACCCAGCCGCGCAUGGUGCACGCGUCACCCAGGCGAAACUAAAGCAGGAGGACAUCUUCAUCGCUGUGAAGACCACUGGGAGGUUCCAUAAGACGCGUCUUGCGCUCCUUUUGGAGACGUGGAUCUCCAGAACCAAGGCACAUACAUUCAUUUUCACAGACACAGAGGAUGAGGGCUUAUGUUCAGAAGGGUAUAACAUGGUGGUAACAGGCUGCCAGUCAGAUCACAGCCAGCAGGCUCUGUCCUGCAAGAUGGCUGCUGAGUACGACAGCUUCAUGGCCUCAGACAAGAGGUGGUUUUGUCACGUGGAUGAUGACAACUACGUGAACGCCGAGGCCCUCCUCUCUUUGCUCUCAGCCUUCCCCCAGGAGAGAGACAUCUACGUGGGCAAGCCGAGCCUGGACAAGCCCAUCACUGCUCAUGAGCUGCUGGAGGGAAACUCAACGAGGGAAGUACGGUUCUGGUUCGCCACAGGAGGAGCAGGAUUCUGCCUGAGUCGACGGCUGGCGGAGAAGAUGGCUCCCUGGGCCCGUGGCUCACGCUUUGAGCAGACGUCAGCGACAAUACGUCUCCCUGAUGAUUGCACCGUGGGCUUUAUUGUGGAGAAGAGACUGGGCAUCUCAAUGGUCCACUCUCCUUUAUUCCACUCACACCUGGAGAACCUGCUGCUGAUCAGCCACAGAAGCAUACCACACCAGGUGACACUGAGCUAUGGGAUGUUUGAGAACAAGAUGAACAGUAUUGAGGUGAAUGGAAGCUUCUCCAAGGAGGACGACCCCUCCCGGUUUAAAACCGUCCACUGCAUGCUGUAUCCUUUCACCAGCUGGUGUCCGUGAACUCUUCAUAGAGGACCACAGCCUCCAGAGACAUAUGGGACAAGACUGGUAAUCCUGCUGGAGGAAAUACUUUUCAUGGGACUUGUCUAGAUGCAGAGAAAACUGGUGGAAGAACAUUAGAAGCAGAUGCCAGAACUGGAGACAAAAUAAUGUGAAUGAAGCCUAGGACACCUAGUCCUCUUGCACCUGAUUAGAAGGGAUAAGGGUGGAUACUGUUCUAUGCAAAACAUAGAUUAAUAGAAGAACCUUGGACUGAACGUUUUGUGUCUUUACUACUGAUUGUUUUGUUGCAGUGAAAGACAAAAGACAAGGCAGAACUGGAUGAAAUUUCGCAAAGUUAUCUUGUUGAUAAAUGGACAAAAUUAAAACAAAAUUGUACAGAUUUUUAAAUUUUAUGCCUUUUUUUCUGAACUUUGAUAAUCUUUUAUGCAUCUUAUUUUAUUUUUUAUGAUUACCAUAUUUGUCAAGAUUUUUAAAGUUGAUGAUGAUUAAAACUACAACAAGGCUGCAUCUACAUGGACUGAAUUAUCUCCAGGUGGCGAGGCUGAGGUUUCUGAAUUCAUUUGAGUUUUUAUUGAUUGAGUGCGUCUGGUUUUCUGUGUGAGUGAGUUUUUACGAAGGAGACGGUGUCCUUGUACCUAUGAAGUCUGCACCUGGUGAACUAUUCUGAACCACAUCUCCCUUCGCACCCAAACCUCCUGUCCUCCCCGCCUGGCUUCUGUCACCCUCCACCCUCCAUCUGUCUUCUUCCCUCCUCCUCCCACCUUUCUCUGUCUCUUUCUGUUUACUAAGUCUUCUCUGUAAUUGCUGUGUUUGCUCCUUCAAGGCCAUGGCUGAAAGCAAACUGAACUUCCCCUCGUCCUCUUUACCUCUUUUUUUAACCUUAAACAACAAUAACAAACCACUAAAAGCAUGAAGCAGACGACAUAUGACACACCUACCACCCGCUCCUCGCCAUGGCAAGAAAAUCAGUUACAGAACAAGAAUAUAAAUCUCAAAAUGACAUGAACACAAUCAAACGUUAGUGUGGAAAUAGGAGGUGGAGGGUCUUUGCAAAGUACCUGCAGAGAGAUGACAGUGUGCCGCCGGCUCCUGCACGUUGCUUAUUUGUUUUGAACGGAGAUGUGAUGAAUACAGAUAUACUGCUGAAUGCAUCUAGGGCUGACCUUGUGUGAAGUGGAAGGAAAGUAGUUGAGAAUGUGUUGGAAUGGCUGUGUGAGCCUGACACAUCUCCACGAGAAUACUGAAACCCACUGUGUGGCAUACAGUAAAUAACACAAGACCACUGUGAAUAUAAGAUCAAUUUACUGCAGCAGUUACAGAAUGAA
Molecule: messenger RNA, 2718 nt
Organism: Monopterus albus (swamp eel)
Lineage: Eukaryota; Metazoa; Chordata; Actinopteri; Synbranchiformes; Synbranchidae
Gene: mfng
Product: MFNG O-fucosylpeptide 3-beta-N-acetylglucosaminyltransferase
Exons: 8
Coding region: 311-1390 (359 amino acids)
Cellular component (GO): membrane
Molecular function (GO): glycosyltransferase activity
Source: RefSeq, a predicted model, not a curated record